AUGCUUGGGUUCGAGAACUCUGGGAAGCUUUUGAGGCUGCUCCAUGGCGGAGAAGAAAGGACUAUUGAAGAGAUCGUGUCGGAUUUCAACACCAUAUUCCCUCCCUCUCUACGCUUCUACGCUUGCUUCGCUCUCGAGUUACUCUUAGACCCUAAGGAAAAAAUCCUCAAGCCAACUGAGCGGUUGAUCACCUUUUCAAUUAUUCAUCAGGCAUAUGUGUCCCAGCUGCCUUCUUCAAACCCUUUCAUUUCUAAGCUUGUGGAUGCAGCAUCUGAUGAGGAAGCUGAAAAAUAUGAAAGGGCAUUUAUUCUCCAAUUGUUAGGCUUGUCCAGCUCUAAAAGUAGUGGCGAGCUUCUCAAGCAGUCAGCAUCAGAUUACAUGAAAAAUUUUGACCUUUCAUCACAUUCUUUUGUGCAACGAGAGCAGUUGCAACAGCAAUAUUGUGGCACAACUCAGCCAGAACCUUUGAAGUGUUUGUUUAAGGACAACGGUGUUAAAAAUGUGAUACCCCACGCUGAUGUGCCCCCCAGAUGUGAUAGCGAUUCAUCUGAGUUUGACCUGCAACCUGGACUUAAACCUAAAAUUGGAUCCGGGGAUAGAGAUGAAACUGUAGCUGGAUUGCUGUCGUCUCUUUCAUUGGAGGGGUUAAGUCCUCAAUGGAUCAGGCCUAUCCCACCGAGGCUCCCAAUAAUGAAUGGAGAACUAUUGUGGCUCAACCCCGAUAUCAACCAUGAGCUGUUAUGGGACUAUGGAAUGUGCCUUGAUACUAGCAAAGGAGCUGCAGUUAGAGAUCUAAUCGCAAAAGCAUUGAAGGGGUCACUUUCUCCUCCCCAACAAGAGCAAGUUUUGGUGGAGUUAGCAAAUGACCCGAAGCUUGUAUAUCACUGUGGACUGACACCAAAAAAUCUUCCAGAUCUAGUGGAGAACAAUCCUGUGAUUGCCGUUGAAGUUCUCAUUAAAUUGGUCAAUUCACCUGAAAUUGCAGAAUACUUUACAGUUCUUGUUCAUAUGGAGAUGAGCCUUCAUUCCAUGGAAGUUGUGAACAGGCUGACAACUACAAUUGAACUUCCCACUGAGUUCCUUCAUACAUACAUUUCGAAUUGUAUUGCUGCUUGUCAGGGCAUCAAGGAUAGGUACAUGCAGAACAGACUUGUGAGACUUGUUUGUGUUUUCCUGCAAAGUUUGAUCCGGAACAAAAUCAUUAAUGUUCAUGACAUCUUUAUUGAAGUUCAAGCAUUCUGCAUUGAGUUCUCACGGAUUAGGGAAGCAGCAGGGUUGUUUAGGCUUCUGAAGACCUUGGAAUAG
Fraxinus pennsylvanica is the source of this 1305-nucleotide messenger RNA. The record is from the annotation of a GenBank genome assembly. Lineage: Eukaryota; Viridiplantae; Streptophyta; Magnoliopsida; Lamiales; Oleaceae.